AUGUUCCCAUACGACCAAGCGUCUCAAAUAGCUUCUGCUGAGGAAGCCCUAAUCACUGCAUUCUCGUGGCGGUGUUUAGCCACCAAAGUGAGGGAACGGAUAGCCGACAUCCGGGGCUAUAACCGGGUUGGUGGACCGCUGGUAGUCCACCUAGAACUCGGAAGUUUAGUUCAAUUGGCGUUAUUUUCGGUUUCACGACCAUUUCAAAUCAGUAUUAUUCAAUUAAUUCAUGUGGAACUGUUUAGUGUGAGAAAAUCGUUUGUUUUGUUCAGAGAACCUCAUUUCGAACAGGGCUCUGGUCCGUGGCAAGCGUGGAAGGAUGUGGAAAGUAUGUCAGCAGACCAGGCCCGCUCGGAAUAUGUAUCCAAACUGCACGAGGUGGAUCCAUCAUGGGAUCCCAAAAACAACAACAGCUACUGCCUGGCUAAAACAUUUUCACAUCAGGGUCAAGGUCACACUGAUCGGACCACAUCUGCCGGUGGUGUGACCAUGGCACGAUGCGUGUGUCGGGCCAUCGCAAGGGUGUUCGAUAAGCACAUUGCCCCCGGAGCAUUCAUUCCGAUUCUUCCUAACCAGAUGUUCACUACAGGGGUAUCCAAAGGCCCGAAAGGAACAGUCUAUGUGAGUCGCAUGUUGAUGUUGGAUCCCGAGCCGAAUGGUUCCAAUUCAGAGGAUGACCGACCAAUUUUCAACGCCGUGAAAAAUGGAGAUUUGGAACAAGUGAAGCGGCUAAUUGAGCAAACUCCAGAUGUUGUUAAUGCGCGCGACUCUGAGGUACGUUCUAUACAUGCGAAUUUUCGCAACAAAGUACAUGGGCAGAAAUAUGCGUGCAUUGUUUCAUCAUAG
Echinostoma caproni is the source of this 846-nucleotide messenger RNA. The record is from the annotation of a GenBank genome assembly. NCBI's taxonomy places the organism in Eukaryota, Metazoa, Platyhelminthes, Trematoda, Plagiorchiida, Echinostomatidae.